AUGACUCCUCUUCAGGGACCCAUGACUCCUCUUCAGGGACCCAUGACUCCUCUUCAGGGACCCAUGACUCCUCUUCAGGGACCUAUGACUCCUCUUCAGGGACCCAUGACUCCACUUCAUGCACCCAUGACUCCACUUCAGGCACCUCUGACUCCUAUUACACCUUUAACACCUGUACCAUCUGCACAGACACCUCAUACACCUCCAGCAACCUCAGAUUCUUUACAGUCACAAGAACACACACUACAUAAAGCAUCACAAGAUCUUGAGAGUAAGGGUUCAUUUCCACAGAAAAGUCCUAGUGAGUCCAUGGGUUAUGAUGGACAGUAUAGUCCUAUGCCAGUCCUCCCCUCUGUACCUGGUCCAGUGAUGAGCCCCAUGCCACAAACACCAAUACAUAUACCACAGACACCUCCAAGCGUUAGCAGCAUUAUCUUGCAGAGUGGAAGACAAAGUGUGAAUUUGACAGAUGCUGAAAGGAAGUCUCCCACUUGCACAAUGCCAGUCACUCCAAAAAUUUCAGAGGCAUUAUCUCCUUGUUUAGAAGGGAUGAUAGAUCCAGCUAUAAAUACUACGAAGGCAAUGAUAAAUCAAGGGGUGAGUAAUUUUAGUGUUGAAUACAGUGUAAGUGAUCAAUCAGGAGUGGCUAAAGAUGGGUCACCACCAGUUUUUGCAACAGAAUCUGUGGCUACAACUACUUCAAACCCACAGAGUGAAGGUAAAGAUAUGAUGUCCAACAUCUCUACCCAACCCUCUGCAUCCCUAGCCUCCAGUAACAGUAACUCUACCUCAGCAAUAACUUCCAUGCCCUUGUCAGGAGAUGGGAAUAUUUUGAAGAGCUUAACUUCAUCAUUAGAUGAUACUAUGCUGACAAAGACAGCAACACAUCCACAAGGUGCAUCAGAUGCCUUGAAUUACAGUCCAGCAUAUCUGUCUUGUGUUACAACACACUCUACUGUCACAACUCCAGCAGAAACAUUGACAGUAUCAAUAGGCACAUCGUCUUCAGUGGCUAUGACUGUUCAGUCUGGGAGUGUAAAAGAUCUUAAUUCUAGUGGAACUGAGUAUCUUCAACAAGUGCCUGUAACAUCUGUUUCAUCAGCUUUAAAUAGUUCUCAGUCUGUAAUUUCACAAACACCCUCUGUAACUUGGUCUAAUCUCCCAACUUGUUCAGAGGUUUCAGGGGUCACAAGUCAUGGCAUGCAGAUGCCAACAAUCCUACCUUAUGGCAACAAUGCUCCUUCACUUGAUAAUACAUCUCAGCUGUCAGACACAGGCAAAACCACUGUAAGCAUCUUAAAAGCAACACUUUUAUCAGACUCAGGUAGAGGAGUUUCUCGUGUUGUACCCUCACCCUCUUGUAGAAAGGAGUCAGAGUCCCCUUUUUCAGCCAGUUUGAAUCCAAUACACUCUCAUAUUAAUACAUCAACUGGGUUAACUGGAUUGCUUCAACCAUUAAACGAAAAUUCUCAGGGUGAUCACACUUUAAAUCAAGAGAACAAGACAGUGGCUACUCCUCAUGAAACACCAUUAAUGUUUUCUGGUGGAAGUGUUCAGCAGUUAAGUGCAGGCACUCUUGUAGAAGAUGUACAGGGAAAUUUAAAUGUCACUCAGGGAACUUUCCCAGUAAAUACAAGUCAGGAGGCUGAAGUCCUGUCACAAGUUAUUUUAAUGCCAAGUCAAGUGCAAAUUAGUAUUCCACAAGGGACUGCUCCUGCAGUUAACUUACCGCUUGUAAUAGGUGCUGUUGUGUCUGACACUAGCACACAGCCUAAUGAGACUAUCACAUCAGUCCCGACUAGUAUUAUGGACGAACAGAAUCCAAAUCGUCCAGCUUUACUUUCUGGUAAUGUGUCAGAUAUGGUAAUUCCGUCAUUAAAUUCAUUGGAUUCCAGUGGUGCAAAUGCUAAUAUCAUAGGUGUGCCUUACACAGUACCCCUUCAUACUGUAGAAGGAAACAUUGAUUCUAGAAUGACAUCAGUCCAGCCAGAUGAAAUUUGUUAUGCAAAUAUACAAGAGCCUUUAGAUGUAGUUCAGCAAGCAUUCCAAUCAACUCUGCUUGAUAUAGAAGAUAAGCCAUCCAACAAGAUGUUUGCUGAGAUUGCUGAAGAAUUUAGUAAUCAGGAUUUCUGUUUACGUCUUCAGGAGACGACAGAAGUCCCACAAGUAGACACAGGUGAAAGUGAGGCAAAUCUGCAGAAUGUUCCUCUUUUCACACUUGAUAAGACCAAUAUCACACCAGUUCCACCUAGUGCAGUUCAGCUUGAUCUCCCUGCAGAUGACAGUCAGAAAGAUUCAUCAUGUAGCUCUCAGCCACCACAAUUGCCUCCUGUACUUUUACACUUCUUAGAGCAAGAAAUGCAGAGUGAUGCAGAAAAUAAAGAAAAUGAAAGUCAGAGUGUCACAAAAGAUAGUGAGGUUGCUUGUGACAAAGAUAAAUCAGGUAAUGACAAUGAAGGGAUUUCAGUUUGUAUGGAACCUCAGUCAAAAGAUGCCUUUUCAAAUGUAGUCAUUCCUGACGUUAAAUCUGUUUCAGAUGUACCAACACAAUUGGAGGAAAAAAAUGUACAUUUAGCACACACAGGUACAUCAUCACCUUUCACAUCAAACAUGCCUUUAGCACAGGUAACCUCAGUAUCAAAUUUAAUGCAGGAAACCCCAAAUUCCAGUAUAGCAGUAACAAAUCAACUCCCUCAAGUCAGUUAUUCAGCUGCAACCUCGCACUCAUUGGAUGUAGGUACAUGCACUCUCUUAACCCAGGUGACCACAGCUUCACAACUAACACCUUUGAUUCCACACUCUCAUUUGACUCAGACAACCACAGCUCCACUCUUGAUGCAUACUAAUAUCAGUCAACAUUUAACACCGUCACCUUUGGUCUCGCAUUUACCACAAAUAAGCUCAGCCACACAGCUAUCCCAAGCUUCAGCAACUUUAAUGCAGACAUCUGAAGCCCCUCAAAUAACACAAACCACUUUAGGUCCAGAAUCCACUCUAGGUCCACAGGUAGCAAAUAUCACUUCUUCCACUGAGUUACCACAUGGGGCUUCUAAUUCACAAGUAACACAUACUUCGUUGACUUCACCCAUUGUGCAGGCAACACACACUUCUUUGACUUCACCCAUUAUGCAGGCAACACAUGCUUCUUUGACUUCACCCAUUGUCCAGGCAACACAUGCUUCUUUGACUUCACCCAUUGUCCAGGCAACACAUGCUUCUUUGACUUCACCCAUUGUCCAGGCAACACAUACUUCUUUGACUUCACCCAUUGUCCAGGCAACACAUGCUUCUUUGACUUCACCCAUUGUCCAGGCAACACACACUUCUUUGACUUCACCCAGUGUGCAGACCACACACACUUCUUUGACUUCACCCAUCAUGCAGACAACACACACUUCUCUGAUUUCACCCAUUAUGCAGACAACACACACUUCUUUGACUUCACCCAUUGUGCAGACCACACACACUUCUUUGACUUCACCCAUUGUGCAGACAACACACACUUCUUUGACUUCACCCAUUAUGCAGAUGACCACAGCUUCACCAACAGUGUCAGUAACUUCAUCUCCAUUAAUGGCACAGGUACCAGUUUCAUCUCCACUGAAACAAAUUACAACUUCUCCUCAGUUCAUGUGUGUUCCCACAUCAUCGCAUUUGGCCAAUGCCCUGUCAAAGUCACAGUCUCCUCAUGUAUCGUCACCAUAUGCAGCUACAACUUUAGAAUUAACAGAAACUUUUUCACAUUCAUCCAACACAGCAGUAACUUCACCAUAUACACAAGCAUCACCCCUCAUGGUUCCAGAAUCUAACAAAGACACUUGUGUUUCGAAAGGUUUAGAGGGCCCAGAAAUAGCAACAGUUUCCACUUUCCUUCCUGUGUCAAAUCCACAUAUUUCGCCAAGGGAACAAUCUGCUUUGAAUGCACCUUUUUUUACCAAGGAAAAUGCCUCAUUUGGAGUGUCAUUAGGAGCAAAUGUGACAGAUGCUUUGAAGAUGAGUCACCAGUCACCAGCAAGUGAAAAGAAUGUGUCUGCAGAUAAAUUUUCUCCAUCAUCAGAAUCAUUACCUCUUGGUUCCACAGACCAACCUUUAGUAUCUGCCUAUCCUACUCAUGUAACUACAGGACCAACUGCACAAAUUAUGGGAACAGAGGUCACAGAGUCUGUUACAAAGUUAGUAUCUCCGAAAGCAGCUGAAUCAUUGACAGCAACUUCAGAGGCAGUACCAUUUAUGUCAUCAGUUGAGAAAAAUACAGAAUCAGUAGAUGGAGGAUUCUCUUUAAGAAGUGAUGUAGAUGAUGUAACAGUGUUGCCAUCACCAGGAAGAAUUCCAACACCAGCAAGUUCUUCAGUACAAGUGGUAACAUCUAAUAUGCAACCAGAAUUGAAUACAGAAGUUGCUGUGGAACCUAAGAGUUCUGAAGCAUCAGAUGUGGGUUUGUCCUCAACACAGAAUUUUGUCCAGAUGCCUAGUGUGAGGGCACAAACACCAGCUGCAAUUGCAAGAAUUUUAACUCCAGUUUCACUGACAAGACCUGUGACACCUGUAUUACUGACAUCAAAUUCUGCUGUUGCACAGGUGUCAUCUCCACAAACUACAUCACCGAGUACUGUCGUAACAGCAUCAUCCUCAGCUUUACUUACCACCAUGUCCACAGCUACUUCUCCAAGUGUUUCAUCAGUUACUUCAUUAGGGGAAAUAACAUAUUCAGCAGCAAGCAUAACUCCCAUGUCCUCAACAGCCUCUCUACUGCUGCCAGCCACAUCUGAAUCGUCUUCAGAUGGAGUCAGGCCUAGUUCUAGGGAAGGCUCUUUAAUGCCGCUGUUCUCAUCAGCUGAUAAUCCAAGCAAAGUUGUUCCUGUGCCACUUACAACACAUAAAUUACAAAAUCUGAAUUCAAAGGUACCAGCAGGAGCACCUGAUACUAUCAUUACUAGUGUACCUAAUCCUCUGACAUCACCUUAUGAUGUUGCCAGACCUCUCUCUGAAAGUAGGAAAAUCUUACCUGUAAUGAGCAUGCCACCAGGAUCAUCUCCCAGUGCAUCAGGGGUGGUACUAGAUAAUACAGUUGUUUCUUCAAUACCAAGAGUGAGUAGUGUUCCUAUUACAAGUAUAAUGCCCUCUGCAUCUGGGGCAUCAUCUGAAGCUAGCAUUAUAACAACAAGAAUUCACCAUGGAGGUAUAAUGAAUACUUUGUCACUGGAUUCCUCAUUGGCAAACAAAUCUGUAGCGCCAGUUGAUUCUGGAUCUCGCUACUUAUCAGUCAGUGGAUCUCACCAGUUUCAGCAUGAUCCGUCUUUCCCAGAACUUCAGGCUAGAUUGGUUGGAACUGCUCCAACUCCUAAACCUAUAACAGCACAAACAGAACUUGAUUCUGCCUCUGGUGAAGGGUUUUCAGCACCAUACAGCAGCCACAUGUAUCCAAAUGCAGUACAGAUUAUGGGAGAGGGAAGCCAGAGGCCACCCAGUAUAUCUGCAGAGUCCCCAUCCCACCAUUUGUCACGUCCAUUUCAAACUCAUUUUAAGAAGCAAUUAAUAUCAUCAACUCAGAAUUCUACAACAGUUGAAGGAGUAGCACAUGAAGAACAACCCAAAUCCACGGAUCCCAGUCAAAAGCAUGAUCAGGGCAGUUUAGGUCGGCUCCCACAUCAUGAGUCUGCUCCAGUUUCUCAGCCAAAUCCACAGCCAAACAGGUUUGAAGCAUACCAGUCAUCCAGCACUUGUAGUUACGCAGGUCUUGUCCCACGACCAGGAGCUCUUCUUGAACCUUCUUUCCUGAAAAUGAAUCAGGCAGUUCCACAACCUGUUAUCCUCAGCCAGAAUAGACAAGUCCCUAUAGGACACCCAGUUGGUGCACCAGGUCCUAGCCCAGUGGUGGAGCAUGACACAAGAUCUGUUGAUUCUCUUGGUUCUGUUGAGUUACCUCAAACGCUUCCUAGCCACCUGUCCGGUACUGAUCUUGAUGAUCGGUUGCCAGCAACCCCAUAUGGACAUAUUCGAUUGAUCAGAGGUUCUCCUGCAUCUUCAUCUAGCUCAAAGAGCAGAUCAGAUUGGUCAAGAGAAAGCACACCCAGUGUAAACUCCUUCAAAAUCCCAUCAUCUUCUCCAUACUCAGACCCUCAAACUCCGCAGACUUCCCCUCUGUCUCUUGUUAUUCAGAAAGUUAAUAGUGGUGGCAACCCCAUCUCUACCAUACUCCAUGAUGACUUAAUCAGUAGGUCUAAUGUUCAAAGUGGUACUGAAGUAGCACCUCGAGAGUCUCAGCAAACUCCAUUAAGCUAUUUACCUGCACCUUUACCUCUUCCUGUACAAGAGAUUUCUGUACGUGAUAAACGUUUUGUUCCCAUACGAAAGAGAAGUGUCCAGAUAGUAUCUGAGGAUAAUAAAGACUCAGAAAUUCAAUGUCAAGGAACAUUUACUUCUCAGGCCCAAGUUGUGUCACUGGUACGAGUGACUCCGAGUCCUGCCUCAUGUAAAGAGAAUGAUAUUAAACCACCCGAAGAAAGUGUGCUGUCCAUGGCUCCACCCAGUGUUCCUGGCAUCACACCUUUAUUACCUCACCCAAGGUACCAUCCUCAUCCUCUGAAAUUGAGACCAGAAUUGGGAGGUAGAGCCAUUCAGAUGUACAAGGAAAGGCCAAUUAUGAGAGGCUCAAUAUUGACGACAUCAAAGGCAGCCCCACCCCCUCUACUCAGCCCAGGUAGCCAUGGGCAUCGUGCUGGGGUGUAUCCACCACAACAACCACCUAACAGGCCACACAUAGGGGCAAAAGAGGACUUAACAUCACAGAAUAUGGGAAAAGAAGACCAAGGUCAUCCAUUUUGGAGGUAUGGUUCUAGCUCAGAAUUGAGAGAGUCACCUUUUCAGAUGGACCCAGCUUUGAUUCCCUUACGGUGGCCUGGUAUGUCAAGUGAAAUUGCAGCACAGCUGAAAGCACCCCAAAAUCUUGCUCCCUUAUAUCGACCUGGAAUUAACUCUUAUCACUUUCGUGGGGGCUUUGCACAGGGAUCUCUUAUACCUCCUAAUUAUCCAUCUCAGAUAUUUCAACAGCCCUGCAGUUUACCAGAGGGGCACAGACCACAUAGUAAUGAAACUGCAGUAAAACCAGACUGUGUGAAGGAAACCAAGCCAAGUCAGGAAGUUUCACCAGAUGAUAGUCCUAUCAAUGUUGUGGAUGAAGCACCAGAACUAUUGCCUGCAAGCUCAAUUGGUUCUGAAGGAUCAAAAUUAGAGGGGUUAGGAAAGUCCUUACAACACCACCUCACGUCCCAAAAACUUCUUACUGAUGGAAAAGCAAAGGUACCCCUCACUAGCCCAGUAGUUCAUCAGAAUAGUUCAAAUCUUCAUGAAACAACAUCACACACUGGUGUGUAUGGGUUACCUCGUUCUGUGCCAGAAUCCAUUUUGAAAAGUUCUCUUGCAGGAAGUGCACUCUCAGGAAGUCUUUUCCCAAAUGCCAUUAUGUCAGGAAAUAGUAAUAACUCUGUUAUUGGAAACACUGGGGGAGGAUCUUUAAGUUGUAGUGCUAGUAAUGCUGUUAGUAAUAACAUCAUUGAAACAGUAAAUAGCCUUGAAGGGACAGCAAAUGUUAGCACAAGUGGUGGUUCAUUAACAUCCCAAGAUGAUGAAUGUAGUGCAUCUGUGAGACAGUUGUACCCAACAACAGGAGAUUUGCAUGAUGAUGCUCGUCAUGAACAAGCAGGAAAACUGGGAAAAUUCUUAAAGAGAGUUAACAGAGGUUCGGUAGAUCACCCACGAACUGAGGCUAGCACUCCUGUCAGCAUAAUUGGUGGAGAAGAUGCAGCAUGUGUUGGUACAUCUGUUGCUGACCAAAUUAUGGAAGAUGCUCCCUCUACUGCAAAGGAAGAGCAGGAGGCACCAGGAAAGGAAAGUACACAUUGUUUCAAAGAACCAAAUUUUGAAGUAAGUUUAUCAGAGACUCAGUUGCGAGAUUUACGGAGUAUUCACCAAGAUCAGGAAACAGACCGCCAAUUCAGUAGAGGAUUCAAGAAGAGCAUUUCGCAUGAUGAUGCUCGUCAUGAACAAGCAGGAAAACUGGGAAAAUUCUUAAAGAGAGUUAACAGAGGUUCGGUAGAUCACCCACGAACUGAGGCUAGCACUCCUGUCAGCAUAAUUGGUGGAGAAGAUGCAGCAUGUGUUGGUACAUCUGUUGCUGACCAAAUUAUGGAAGAUGCUCCCUCUACUGCAAAGGAAGAGCAGGAGGCACCAGGAAAGGAAAGUACACAUUGUUUCAAAGAACCAAAUUUUGAAGUAAGUUUAUCAGAGACUCAGUUGCGAGAUUUACGGAGUAUCCACCAAGAUCAGGAAACAGACCGCCAAUUCAGUAGAGGAUUCAAGAAGAGCAUUUCUUCAAAGUUUGAGGAUGACAAUGCAGCCACAGAAGUUGAUGUUGUGACUCCUUGCAAAUUUGGAGAUGCUCCCUCUACUGCAAAGGAAGAGCAGGAGGCACCAGGAAAGGAAAGUACACAUUGUUUCAAAGAACCAAAUUUUGAAGUAAGUUUAUCAGAGACUCAGUUGCGAGAUUUACGGAGUAUUCACCAAGAUCAGGAAACAGACCGCCAAUUCAGUAGAGGAUUCAAGAAGAGCAUUUCUUCAAAGUUUGAGGAUGACAAUGCAGCCACAGAAGUUGAUGUUGUGACUGUACCUGAAGAAAAUUCAAAAACUUCUCAGGAAACAGAAAAUAAUCCAAUCAUCCAGAAAAGCCUUCAUUCAGAUAACAUCAGUGAAACACUGUCUAUUCUACAAGGUAUUGUUGAGACAUCAAGAGAGCAGUUCAUUUUAGAAGACUUGGAUGAAGAUUCUCAGAAACAGGACAGUAGCAAGGCAGCAAAAGAGGUCGACUUAACUCAGGUAGGAAAAUCAUCAGUGGACCGGUUAAAAGGCUUUGAGUCUUCUUUCCAUGCCUUAAAAGCUAACCUACUACAGGAGCAUGAUGAUAGUGAUGCUGAUUCUGGUCGUAAUAUGGCUGGAUGUAGAAUUAUAACGAGGCGGAGUAGCUCAUCUAGCCAAGCAAGUGAUACAUCACGUUUCUCUGCGAACUCUCCGCCUCCAUGCUCCCUCCCAAGAUCCUCAGAUGGUGAGAAUACAGAAGAUGAAAUGCCACAGGCAUCUAAGGAAUUGACAACAGCUGAAGAGAAAUCAGUACCAACAGUUGCUACUUGCAGUCAGGGUAGUAACAAUCAGAUCUCAGCUGAUGGGCCAGCUAUUUCAUGUAAAGCAGAUGUUGAGGAGCCAAGUGUAGAUAUCAGAGAUCCAUCAGCAGAAAUGAGAAGUGAACUUGUUUCAUUAUCAGAAUGUUGCAAUGAAGAUCAAGAGGUAGAGAGCGAAGUUGAGAAAUCAGGAUCAGUAGACCAUCAAGAUCCAAAAGUAGUGACAGAACCUGAUAUUCCGGCAUCAAGAUCACCUGCUUUAGAUUCCUCUCAGAAACCUGACAGUAUCACUUUGUCUGUUGAUGUUUCUAAGUCGAGCUUGGUCUCCCAGAGCAAUUUAUCAGCUAGAGAGGUGUCUGAUGAUCAACCAAUCAGUGAAUCCCUCACAGGAAAAGAAAUUGGAGAAAGUACCCCAGUUCAUGAGCAGAAUAUAGUUUCAAGUGACCAGAGUGUAAGUGCUUCUGUGAUAGUUCCUGCUGAUACUGAAGUCGAGAGACCAAAGUUAGUUUUGAAAUUGAAAACGCCCAUCAAAAGGACACCAACAAAGGGAGCACUGAAAGCUUUUAGUGAAGAACUGAUCCAAAAGGUGGUUGAAACUAGCACCCCAGACAGUAGCUCAGAAGUAACAUCCACAACACCAGAUAACCCAAUUGUUUACAAGAAGUCACGAGGAAGACCACCCAAAAAGUGCAAAACUUUACCACCCAAGAAGAGUCAGUACACCAGAGUUACACAGCCAGAAGCUCCUGCAACUCCCAUAGAUGAAACAAAUACACAGAAAAAUUCUGUAGUGAAGGAAAAUAGAAUGCAAGGGUUAUCUAAUAAAAAAGAUAAUUCAGGAAUUGUUUUUUCAAAACCAGAACCAGCUCCUCCAACACGUUUGAGAGGUAGGCGUGCAUGUGCAAAUGUCUCAUAUGCAAAAUUCUUUGAUGCUGAUGCACUAACUCCAUCUGCUAAGGUUCUGCCACCUGUGCCUCAAUUCACAAAUAUGAAUGACCAACUUUCAGGAAGUGUUCAGCCAUCCCCUAAUAUAUCAAAUGUAAUGCAGUCACCUGUUAGUGCAGGUCAGCCUGUAAAAAGACGUCGGGGAAGGCCAAAAAAGAUAAAUAAAGAACAAGAACAACAAAGACUACAAACAUUGCCAGAUGUACCUACAACACCAGCUGUUACACCAUUUCUUGCUGAAAAUGUCUCUACAAAGGAAAAUUCAAAUUCAUCGAUCUUGGGCUCUGAUUCCGCCAAUGAUAGUUUAACAACAAUAAAUCUCAGUGAAUUACAUGAUAGUGUAAACCUCUCAGAUGAUACAGAUAAUCCUACUCCAACAAAGAAGGGAAGAAUGCAAACACAAAGGAAGUUGGCUGCUCAAUUCCCCAAUGAAUCUCUUCCUAAUGAAAACUUGGAAAAUGACAGUAAUACCACUGAAACCUUAGAAGCUGGUGUAAUGUCUGGCAAAACAACUGAACUUGCAGGUGAAUCUCAACCAUCAGAUAUACCAUCUCCCCAGCUUACUGUAGUAGGCAAUAAAGAAUCAAAAUUGAAGAUCACCAUCAGACGUACAGCAGGGGGAAAGAGGACUGCAGAUAGCACUUUCAAGAAGCCGCCAAGAAAGAGAAAGAGAAAUGAUGAAAAUCCAGCAAGUAUUGAAAAUGUAAGCUCUUCCAUGACUGUAGAUCGUCAGCUGAGUAACCUCGAUGGCAAGGAGUCACCAGAGGCUUUCCCACUCCACUGUGACCCUCACGAUCCUCUUGGCAUUGACUGUUCUGAGGAGACUGGAGGACUGAGUAAGGCGGGCAGUAAGAAUAUUUAUGAAUUUGAUGAAGAUGUCAGUGAUGAAGAUGUUCCUGUUGCUCAGAGGCUAAAGAGCUGGGGCAAGACGAGCAACCCCAUGUAUAGGAGAGCAAGGAAAAUUGUGCAGAAUGCCAUAAGAACUCCAGUAAGAGAUCCAAAUUUCAGUUACUUAAGAACCCCAUCUCGUACACCCUGCCAUACCCCAGGUUAUAUGACUCCUUCCUAUAUUUCAAUGCCAUAUCCAAUUUAUACCCCAGAACACAGAGUAACCUAUUCAGGCCCUGGAUCAACACCUCGUGGAGGUUUGAAGAUUCGCUUGCGGAAAAAGCCACGCCCAGAGCAACUUAUUCUCAGGAUCAAGAAACGUAGUAUUGGAGAAAAAGCUCAACUUCAGCCAGCUGUACCCUCUAAGUCUACUGUUGAUAGUACCUCAUCUAGUAGAGUUGAGGAAGAGAAUAAUAAUAGCAAAGAAAAAGAUGGUAAAGAUACAGGAAGCACCAGUACAUCUUGCUGUGAUGACCAGGUACCUAAUUCCAGAGAUAUUCAAGCAAGCACCUCUGAGAAAAGUGAACAUGCAUCACACAAAGCUGCAUCAGCUUCUGCAUCUCACUCAAGUAUCAUUAAACAGUCAGUUACUAAAGAGAAGGAUUCAGGCUCAAGCAAACGAGGACUUCCAACGCUUAUCAUCAAGAAGUCGGCUGUGUCUGGCUUUUCAUCAUCGCUUGAGGCCAGUGAUAAACAAAAGGGUUCAUUAAAAAGGUUAAAACAAACAGAGGAUGGAUUUGUGAUUCCAGCAACUCCAGUGCUGAGACUGAAACGUUGCAAUUCACACUGGGAACAGAAUGAAGAAAUUAUUAUAAAAGAUAGGAGUGAGGACGAACCCUCAGAUAUAGAUCAGAGUGCAUCAUAUGACACAGACGUUACAACUGAUAAUAAUGAUGGAGCAACUACUGAUGGAGGUGUGACAGAAUCUGAAAAUGCUGAUGAGAUGAUUGGCAUUGCUAAGGUACCUCCAGUGCUGCAGACACCUUGCAAAAUCAAAAUUAAGCCUCCAGUUCCACCAGAUCCUAUCAAAGAAACAGUUCACAAACUUGAUCUUGCCAGUGAAGGAGGCUCUAGACCUAGUAAUGAGAAAGAAAAAAUUACUGACACCCAAGCAAAGGAGCUGGAAGAUCAGUUGCGCAUACUUGAUGCACCUGUGUCAUCGGAAGGUGUAGCAGUUGGCAGUCUUGUUGCUGAUUCCUCUAAUAUCAUCAAGAAACACACAUUGCAGCAAGAUCAAACACCACAGACAAAUAUGGAAAAAGCCCAGUCUCCAGAAGUAUGCACACAGCAUGACAAGAAGGAAUAUGAUCUUGGAAAACAACCUAAGGAAACACAGAACAGUAGAGAUGAAAAUAAACAGAAAGACAUAACACAACAAACAGAAAUUUUGCAGAAUAUUCCAACACCACCCAGUUCUGUUUCAGUAGCAGAAACAUCCCCAACACAAAAUUCAGUAACACAGACAUCUCUGCAAACUACAACUCAGCCAUCAUUUUCACCAAAACCUUCACAAUCCACAGUAGUAUAUAGUUCAGUAGGAAAAGAAGUAUUUUCAUUACCUCAGACAACCAAAUCAUGCAUGCCACAGAAUCUGUCAGAGGAGGGUGACAAAAGUAAACAUAUGAAACAAUCAUCAACAGUACAAUCAUCACUAGUUAAAACUACAUCUCCAGUUCCUACACCCAUUCAGCAUGGUACACCUACAGGGACACCUCAUCCUGGUCGGUCUGUGAGAGUGGACUCUGUGGAAUUGGAGUUGGCUGCUAUCUUGGGUUCACCAAAUAAAAGCUCUGAGAGGAUUGAAACACCAGAUGCAAGAACAAUGAAUGAUGAAGAUCUUGAAGCUUUAUUGUUAGGAGAUAAAAGCAACAGUUCUGUUAGAAGUGAAACACCAACAACACUACAAGAUGUCAUUGAUAAAAAAAAGAGCUCCUCUGACAGUGUUGAAAAGCAGUCAUUAGCUUCUGAAGUAUACGAUCACUUACCUUGUGAAGAUUCUGAUCACCAGAUGAGUUCGUCACCUGAGCUAUUUUCUAAGGAUACGAAUUGCAUGUUUCCUGGCCCUAUAGAUUUGUCCGUUCACACUUUAAUGGUCAGGGAUAGGAAGCUUAAAACUCCGCCCAAAGUUCUUUUGCAAAAGCUUUCUCCCAAAGUGAUAGGAACCCUUGAAAGAACAUCAAGCUCUUCUCCAGAAGCAAAUGUUAGUGCACCUAAAAAAUUUACAAGGAGAGCCCAAAAACUUUUAUCAACACAGGUGGUUAAGCCGACACAGGAAGAUACUGAGAAAGAUUGCAAAGCAUUGCCUGACAAAUUUGGAGUCCGAGAAAAUGUAAAAAAGAGAAUUCUAGCAAGUCCCCCUGAAAGUUUACUUGUAAAGAAACCACGAAGAAGUGAAAGAAAUAUCAGAUCAGAAGGUGCAGUUCCAAUGGAGGCAAAAUUAAAUAUGAUUUUAAAAGAGAGAAGAUCUCAAUAUUCAAAAAGUAAAGACAGUAGCAGCUUGGAUUCAAGUACUGAAGAACUGAUGUUUGUUCAGGACACCGAACCACAAGAUGAGAAUGGGUCUUCUGAAGCUCCAAUCAAUGAAUCUGAACCCAAAGAAAAAUUGGAUAGUGAUAAAGAUGGUAAGGAUAACACCGGAGAUAAGACUGUGGAAGAUGCUGAUGUCUUGCCAUCAGUACAUAGUUCAUUUUGUGAAACUGAAAGUCCACACAGUGAAAAUGUUAAAGAAAACCCAGUUUUGGGGAGUGAAGAAAAAUGUAUUUCCAGCAAAAACAGUGGGGCACAAGAGCAGUUAAGUUACAUUAAAAGUGUAAGCCUUCAUACUGAUGACAGCAAUUCGAGCAACCUGGAAGAAAGCUUGAACUCAGAUAUUGAGAGCUCAAGUGUAAGAAGUGAUAGCUCAAAAAGCAAAGAUCAGGAGGCUAUGGAAGAGGCUCAGCAAAAGGAACCAGAAACAAGGAUGACCUUGAGGCAAAGCAGCAGACUACGAAGGCAGCCACUUCAUGUACCUCAUCGCCGUGGUAGAGGCCGUGGUAGAGGAAUCUCGCGCCCAAAACGCACCAGAAUAAAGACCUUAGCAGUUAUUAAUUCCUCUACUGAUUCCCAGGAUGAGAAUGAUACUGGUUUUACAUCAGGCAGAAGGCAUGCAGCAAGGCUUGGACCACGGAAGCAUUUGAGAAAUCUAAGAAAGCAGAGGCAAGUUAGUACAGAUGAUGAUGAUGGAUUCAGUGAUCCAGAUGUGAACAAGAAGACAGCCAAAAAUCUGAUCUUUAACAAUGCAACUUUCCAAGCAAUGUUGAAGAGAAGCAGUUCGAAAAUUAUUUUAGAUGAUGCUGAAGAAGAGGAGAAAAGCCAAGAUGUGCAUUCACCCCAACAGCCAGUUUUGACAAAAUCACCCCAGAGCAAAAAUGAAGAUCAAGCUGAUGGUCAGGAAACUAGGAAUUCUGAUGAUGUUAGUCCAAAGGUUGGUGAAAGUAAUGUGAAAGAUACAAAGUCAACACCAAGUGUUGAGUCGGAUGGAAGUCAGCUUACAGAAAAUCCCAAAGAAAAUGUACCUAAGAAAACAGCAAGAACUGAAGAAGUCAGUGAAAGUAUAACAUGCAUAACUAAAAGACUGAACAAUAGGGAGUCAGCUAAUUCAGAUAAGAAUAUUAAAUUACCUGUUAGCAAAAUUAUAGCUGAAAGAUCACAAGGAGAAGCACAAGAACACAAACAAGAUACAGACAAGAGACUAGAUGAAAAUUGUGAUUCUGAGAAUGCUGAUCAUAAAGAUAGUUCUACACAAGGGGGAGGUCAAGACAGACUGGCACCAGCAGCACAUAGUGAACGAAAUUUGGAUGAUGACAUAGAAGAAACUCUAAGAAGGUUAGAUGGUCCCUCACCACACACUGUACUAAGGAGUCCACCCCAACAAGAGCGGAAUAGUACUAGAAAGCUUAUGACCGAGGCAUCAGGAGACCAAGCGAGAAAAGAGACAGAGUCUAGCACAAAUGAAACUGAUAUUAAGAAUAAUGUAGAAAGUAAUUUAGAAUUCAAGAAAGAGGUAGGAAGAAAGGAAACAUCAGAUCAAGAUGAUGAAAUUUUGAAAACAUCAGAAAUUAUUGUAUUAUCUGAACAGCCUAUGGCAUCCAACCUCAAGCCAUCCACAAGUAAAGAACAAGAAAAAUCUGAACAGUUGGCUGUGGAAGAUUCAUUAAAAGAAGCAGAGGGAAGCUUGAAUGCUGAAAGUAGUAAGGUAAUGUGUCAAGAUACACCUGCUCUCUCAAUUGCAGCGACAUCUAACAUUGUAUCUGAAAACACUAAUCAUGGAAAAGAGAGCUCCAGUGACAAUGGAAGUACGAACAUCAACACUAAAGAUGAAGAAAACAGCCAUGGAGAAAGUGGCACAGGGGGUGAUGGAGAUGGCGAUGGAAAUGAUUCGGGGAGCAGUAGUAACAGUCCUGUGAGAAAUAUUCCUCUGAAGCCUGUGCAGUACAGUGACGGCAUCAACGAUCACGACUCAGAGUAUCAUGACUCCAUGUGGAAUAUGGCCUUCCUCACACCAGAACGAAGGGAGAGGGAUGAGAUAUCUCCGCCUCAACCAAGCUCUCCAGGGCGCUCAGACUCAAACAUCAGAAGGAACCUUUCAAGACAGCAGUUAUAUCCAGCAAUUGUAACACUACAGCCUGGAAGCUUUGAAAGCCCUGUGAGAAGAGAGCGAUCUGAUUCGUCAUCCAAUCUUCACAUACCCUCAUUCAGCGAGAUGGAAGAAAGGGGCCCAAGUGGCGACGAAAAUGUGGAAAUCAUUUUUGAGAAGAAGAAUAGUGCAAAAGAGAAAGAAUGUGCAAUAACCAAAGAGCAAAGACUCGAUGACAAUCAACAAGUUUGCAGCAGGGACGGAGGUAGCAGUGUUAGUGGUGAAGACUGUGCGAGUCAGUCGAUAAGUAGUGUAGUAGUAGAAGGGCAGGAAAAAGUUCUUAAAGCAUUAGAUGAUAAGGAAAACUCACCAGGAGAAGAAUUGGAAAUGUUACAUGGUAUAGAAAUUUCAUCUGAUUCCCCACCAAGUGAGAGUAUUAAAGGAACCCAUAGCUCAUCAGCCAUCAGUGAGCUGAACAAAGAUUUGUGUGCAAUUUCACCAAAGGAUUUAGGUAAACACUCACAGAUUUCCUCAGACAUGACAGGCAAUUCAAGCGAUGUUCCCGAGAAAGACUCAGAUAAAGUUCCCGAAAAAGAUUCAGAUAAAGUUCCCGAGAAAGUCUCAGAUAAAGUUCCUGAGAAAGACUCAGAUAAAGUUCCUGAGAAAGACUCAGAUAAAGUUCCCGAGAAAGACUCAGAUAAAGUUCCUGAGAAAGACUCAGAUAAAGUUCCCGAGAAAGACUCGGAUAAAGUUGAAAGUCCAGCGAAGGACCCCAGUAAGACUCCACCAACUGAUGCCACUGAUGAUGUACUGGAGAAGUCAACCAGAAGUGAAGAGGAGUCAUGUAUCAAUCCAACAAAGGAUCUUUCUUUGGGAAAUAGUGAUGAAAUAAAACAAAAGAACUCUGCUGAAGCAACUGGAAAGGACACCAACAAGGAUCGAGGGCUGCUGCAACCCUGUGACACCUUAGCAAAGGAUACCAGUGUAUUGGUUGUGAAGGACCCGGCGGAAGAAUCCAUUGAAAUUUCGGUCGAGGCUUCUGGUGAAGUUUCGUCAAAGGGCUCCAACGAAUUUUCGGGGAAAGAGUCCACUGAUGCUUCUUUGAAGAACUCCAGUGAAGUUUCAGGAAAGGCUUCUCUCAAAAUUUCAGUAAAGGACUCCAGUGAAGUUUCAUUAAAGGACUCUCAAGAAGUUUCAGUAGAGGACUCUAGUGAAAGUUCACUGAAGAACUCUAGUGAAGUUUCAGAGAAGGACUCCAGUGAAGUUUCAGGGAAGGACUCUCAUGAAGUUUCAGGGAAGGACUCUCAUGAAGUUUCAGAGAAGGACUCCAGUGAAGUUUCAGGGAAGGUCUCUCAUGAAGUUUCAGUGAAGGACUCUUGUGGUUUUUCAUUAAAGGACUCUGGUAGAGCUUCAUCAAAGGACUCCAGUGAUGUUUCAGCAAAGGACUCCAGUGAUGUUUCAGCAAAGGACUCCAGUGAUGCUUCAGCAAUGAACUCGAGUAAUGCUUCAGCAAAGGACUCCAGUGAUGCUUCAGCAAAGGACUCUAGUGAUGCUUCAUCAAAGGACUCCAGUGAUGCUUCAGCAAAGGACUCUAGUGAUGCUUCAUCAAAGGACUCCAGUGAUGCUUCAUCAGAGGACCCCAAUGAAGUUUCUGGAAAAGAUUCCACUGAAAUUUUAUCACGGGACUCAAAUGAGGUUUCAGUGAAGGACUCCAGUGAUGAUUCAUCAAAGGACUGCAAUAUUGCUUCAUCCAAGGACACCAUUGAAACUUCCAGAAAGGAGUCCACUGAAGUUUUAUCAAUGGACUCCAGUAAAAUUUCAGAAAAGAAUGCCUGUGAAGUUCCAGCAAAUAAAUCCAACAUAAUGUCAGCAGAGGAUUCUUUUAAAAAAUCAACUGAAAAUCCAGUGAAAGAUUCUACUAACAUUCCAUCAGAGGAAACCCAUGAAAUUCCAGUGACUGCCUCAGCUGAAGUUGCAGAAACAGACUCAAAAGAAGGCAUUUUACCCGAGGAGUCUGGAGAUGCCCUAGAAGAUACUAAUGAUGCUAAGAGUGACAUUCCAGCUGUAGACUCUAGUGAAGUUGUAACACUGACACCCAGUGAGUUACCAUCAGCAGGCUUCAGUGAUGUUUCAUUAGAUAAGACCAAUAAGAUUCCAUCACUAGAUUCCAGUGAAGUUCCACAGGGUGACAAUAAUAGGAGGAAAAAUGACAAGGAAAUCAAGAAUUCCUGUGAAAUUCCUGCAGUGAAUUCUGUUGAAGUUCUUGCAAAGCGCCCCAGACAGACCUCAGAGCAGGGUGGUAAUGAAGCCUCAGUGGAGAACUUGGAAGUAGUUCCUAAAGUUGCCAGUGUUGCUGAAGUUGCCAAUGUUUCUGAAGUUGCUAGAGUUGCUGGAGAAUGCCAUCCGAAUGAUUGCAGGGAAGCCACAUUGGAUUCUAGCACAGCUUCACAACAGGAUGUAGUAGUGAAAGGCAGUGAUCAAGUGUCAGCAGACAGGCCACAGAAACCCCCAGAGACAGACAUGAGUAGUGUUUCUUUGCCAGGUGUUUCUGCACCAGUUCUGAACGAAGGGGAUGAAAUUGCCAAUGUGACUUCCUUGUCAGAUUCAGCCAUGGAAUCAGAAAAAGAUACCUCAGAAAGGUCUAGUGAAGCUUCAGACAAAGAAAUUUCUUCUAAUAAAAGUCAAACUCAUGACAGUUCCUCACUAACAUCUCUAGAGGAAUCUAGUAACUUAUCUAAAGAUUCCAGUAAAAUGCUUCCAUGCAAGGAUACAGGACUAGCAUCAUCAGAGAAUUCUGUUGAAGUUCUUGCAAAGCGCCCCAGACAGACCUCAGAGCAGGGUGGUAAUGAAGCCUCAGUGGAGAACUUGGAGGUAGUUGCUAAAGUUGCCAGUGUUGCUGAAGUUGCCAAUGUUUCUGAAGUUGCUAGAGUUGCUGGAGAAGGCCAUCCGAAUGAUUGCAGGGAAGCUACAUUGGAUUCUAGCAUAGCUUCACAACAGGAUGUAGUAGUGAAAGGCAGUGAUCAAGUGUCAGCAGACAGCCCACAGAAACCCCCAGAGACAGACAUGAGUAGUGUUUCUUUGCCAGGUGUUUCUUCACCAGUUCUGAACGAAGGGGAUGAAAUUGCCAAUGUGACUUCCUUGUCAGAUUCAGCCAUGGAAUCAGAAAAAGAUACCUCAGAAAGGUCUAGUGAAGCUUCAGACAAAGAAAUUUCUUCUAAUAAAAGUCAAACUCAUGACAGUUCCUCACUAACAUCUCUAGAGGAAUCUAGUAACUUAUCUAAAGAUUCCAGUAAAAUGCUUCCAUGCAAGGAUACAGGACUAGCAUCAUCAGAGAAUUCUGUUGAUAGGUCCUCAGUGGAUUGUAGCAAAACAUCAUUGGAAAAAUCCAGUAAUACUUCAGCCACUGAUUCCUCUAAGGAGUUGCCCCAGGUUUGUGAGAAGGACCCCAGUGAACCUGAGACUCCUAGUAAGACCACAAGUGAAAAAGUAACUAAAGAUUCCAGUGAAAACUCUACUGACAACUUGAAAGAAAUGCUGCCCAUAGAUUGUGAAAUUUCUUCAAAGACUGGUUCUCAAGAACUAACCAAAGACUGUUCUCAAGCAUCAUCCAAGGUGGCAGCUGAAGAGUCCUGUCAGAUGAUAUCCAAAGACAGCUCCUUACCAUCAUCUAAGCCAUCUUGUGAAGUAACUAAUGACACCACUGAAGUACCAAGCAAGAUGUCUUCUGGAGUGUCAAUAAAAGACUCCACUCAAAAAGUAAAGGAGUCUGAAGUAUCAACAAAGGAAUCCACUCGGCUACCAACAAAAGAUUCUCCUGAAAUGUCAGCAGAGGAGUCAUCUGAAACUAUGGAGUCCCAGAAAUCAGCAAAGAACUUGGCUGAAGUAACAACUACAGUCUCUCAUAUAUCCACAAAAGAAACUGUUGAAGUGGCUGUGAAGAAGCCUCAAGUAUCAACAGAGGACUCUCUUGAAGAACCAACUGAGGAAACUCAAAUAACAAAUAAAGACUCCAAUGUAAUACCAUCUAUGGAUUCUCCUCAGGAAUUAGCAAAAGUGUCUCCUCAAAUACCAAAAGAGUCCACUCCGUUACCAGCAAAGGAGUCUACAGUAUCAGCAACUGACUCCACUCAAGUACCAACUAAGGACUCUUCUCAGUUAUCAAAAGAGGAAACAUUACACACUUCACCCAAGAAAUCUCAAAGUGAAGGAGAAAGUCCAGCUUCAGUUUGUACAUCAGAAGAUUUGGAUAGUCAAUUGGUUGAAGAUGGUACUCAGAAGAAAGUGAAUGAUGGAGAUACAUGUAACUCACCUAAAGAUACUACAAUACCAUCCACUGAGAGUAAUUCACAAGAUGUUGCUGAGGUAGAUGAAUUAAGAUCAGUUAGCAAAGAUAGAGAAGAAAAUGAAGAUCCAAAAUCUUUAUCACUGAGAGUGUCAAUUUCAAGAUCAUUUGUUAAAAUUCCUGAUCCUGAUGAGCAGAAUAUGGAAGAAGAUUUGACAGGUAGUAAUAUUAAUAGUAGAUCCACAGCUGAUGUGUCCAGUUCGCCCAAUGCUAGUAUAUCACCCUCUGAAAUCAGUUCAGCAGAAAGUAACCAGAAAUCAUUAGAGGAUGAUCAGAGUGACAACAAAAUCAAAUCCACAAAGACAGUAGGUGAGACCACAAAGAAAGAUUCAGAACUGUCAUGUCAAGGAAUUAAUGAAACCUCACCAGAAAAGGGGAAGAGUAAAGAUGUGCAGGAAAGUAUAGAAGCUAAGAAGUUGACAGCUGUUGCUAAAGAUUCCACCAAGAGUACCUCUGCUUCUAGAAAUGUCACCCCAGAAGCAGACCUAAAACAUUUAAAGUCUUCCAGCAGAGAAUCAUCAGGGACCAAGAAAUCAAAAUCACACGAGUCCAGCAGGAAGAAAAAGGAAGCCUCUCGUAGAAGUACUAGUACAAGCAGUCAUGGAAAUAAAAGUAGAAGCCGGGGAAGUAAGAGUGCGACCAGAGGAAAAGACUCAAGAAAAGAAAAAGUUAAGGCAGAUGUUCCAGCUAAAGAUAGCUUAUCUGAGAAGCAUAAAGAUGAUGAUAACUCAAAAGGUAAGACCUCUUCGAGAAGUGAUUCACAAACACCUGGAGAAACACAUCCUGAAACAUCUUUAGACACGAGCAAGGCAUGCAGUGAUGAUGCUCAGCAGGUCAAGGAACAAGAAUCUAAACUGCCUAAGAAACACAAGAGUGAUAUGAAAAACAAUGAAAGAAAAUCAGAGGCAAGUCAAAAAAGAGAUAGCAAUAAUGGAAAAGAUGGAAUGGAAAAGGAUGCAAAAAUGAAUAGCAAGAGUUUAACCAACAAAGCUUUGCCAAGUUCUAUUGUGAGAGAAAAGUCAUGCACAGAUCAGAAUAAGGAUGGUGUUGUAGAGAGUACAUUGACAUCGGUAAAGAAAGAACCAGAAGACUCCAUUCACACUACAGAAGAUUCAGCAAGUGGUCCAACAUAUCAACAACUUGACUUACUAGCCUGUCAGUUGGAAAGGAAAAGUAAUAAUUCUAAUAAAGACUUACCGUCCAGUGGGAACACCGACAAAGAUACUAGCAAUAAUACAGUAACUGCCCUGCAACAAGAUGAGGGUACAUGCUCGGGAACAGAUUCACCAAAGGCAGGGGAAACGAGUCCUAAGGUAAAGUUGGGUGAUACGCUGAGAGAGAAGGAUGAUAGGAAGACUGUCAACAGUCCUGAUAUACAUAAAACAGGGGAUUUGAAACAAAAAGAUAAAUCUCCUGAUAAAGAAAGAGUUCUGCCAAAGCCUGAUGCAGGGAGAAAGCCACCUGAAAAAUUGACUCCACCAAGGGAAAAAUACAAAUCAGUCUCUUUUGAUGAUCAAGUAGGGAAAGUUGCAUCAGAGCAAGGAAAAUUAAUUGGUGCGGAUAAAGAGAAUGCAAAAUCAAAGAAAAAGGAUGACAAGCUUCAGAAGGAAAAAGAAGAAAGUCCCACUCCAUCAGCUGAGAAAAAGAACACUCCCUCUCCACCAGCUGAAAGAAAAAACACUAGCCAGUCAUCAGGCGGUACACCCAAAAAACGGUUAAUUAGAGAUGAGCGUAAGACUUCAUUUGAUCUAGAAUUAGCUAAAAUAUUUGGAGAAACACGAAGUGAAGUUGUAAGUAAAAAGAAGAAGAAGGUAAUUCACAAGGUGAAAAAAGAUUCUUUGGUGAAAGUGAAGAAAAUCCACAAAACUACUAAUCAAGAAUGCAGAGAGAAAGAUAAAACAAGCUCAAAGGCUCCUUUACAAAAAGAAAAGCAGGCAUCAUCAAGCUCAAAUAAAGAGAGAAGUAGUGAAACAGUUGCUUCAGAAAACAGCAAGAAUGUGGUCCUAGUUGAUGACAAAGAACACAGUGUUAAAACAUUGGAAGCCAAAGUAAAGCAGCAUGGCAAAGAACAGGAUAGUACCAAAACAACUGAAAGCAAAAUUCAGCAGCACAGCAACAAAACAUCUGAUGGCAAGGUUCAGAAGCAUAGUGUCAAAGCAACUGAAAGCAAAAUUCAACAGCAAAGUACCACAUCCCUUGAAGACAAAGAGCAGCAGUGUAGUGCUAAUACAUCCGAAGACAAAAUCCAACAGCAAAGUGUCAAAUCAUCUGAUGGCAAAGAACAGAAGCAAAGUGCUAAGUUAUCUGAAAGCAAAAUUCAACAACAUAGACUAAAGACACCUGAAGGCAAAAUUCAGCAUAUUACCAAAACAUCAGAAAUUAAGGAAAGGCCAAGUACCAAAACAUCAGAAGUUAAAGAAAAGCAAAGUACCAAAACAUCAGAAGUUAAGGAAAAGCAGAGUACCAAAACAUCAGAAGUUAAGGAAAAGCAAAGUACCAAAACAUCAGAAGUUAAAGAAAAGCAAAGUACCAAAACAUCCGAAGUUAAGGAAAAGCAAAGUACCAAAACAUCAGAAGUUAAAGAAAAGCCAAAUACCAAAACAUCUGAGAAUAAAGAAAAACAAAGUACCAAAACAUCAGAGGUUAAAGAAAAGGAAAGUUUCAAAACAUCUGAAGGUAAAGAAAAGAAAACUACCAAAACAAAUGAAGGCAAAGUUCAACACCAUAAUCUUAAAGCAGUUGAUAAUAAAGAACAAGCUGAAGCUGCCACAGCAAAUUCUAGCAGGGAUAGUGGUGAAAAGGAUUCAAGUCCCGAGAAAAAUAAUCAGACUGUGUUACAAGGCCAUAAAAAUAAUGAAGCACAAAUUACAACUAUUUCCCCAAAAGAUACAGUAGAAAUGAUAUCCAGUAAAGAAAAAACAAAAACAGCUGAUGAAAGCCCAGGGGAAACGAACAUAGAAUGUUUAGAAGGGAAAAUUUUGCUCAUCACAAGGAAUGCCAGCAAAGUAGACCUCGGCAAGAAACACGUGAGCCGCUGGGAUGUGGUCAACAAGGUGGAGAAGGGGGAAAAAGUUCAGCCAGUGCCAGAUCAAAGUUGUACAACCACUGUCAAAAAGAGGAGCCGAUGGGAUCAGAUGGAAAAGGAGAGCAGUAGAUGUGUAUCAGAAGAACCAGAUAGGAAGGAAAGUGUGAGUGGGGAGGAGGAGAAGAACAAGGCAAAAGAUAAAACUUUAAAUGUGAAAGGAGAUCAUCAGGAAUCAGCAGAUACUCAAGAUGAGUCUGCAUCCAUGUCUAAGAAACUGAAAGUGGCUGAACUAUUUGCUGACAAGAAUAAGAAGCUUCAGAAGACCCUAAAUGAUUUGUUUUGUGAAGAAACUCCAGCUGGGAAUGAUGGGGACCAGACAUCAGUAGCCUCCGAUCAACAAAGAAAAUCCAAACCCAAAUUAAGAAAAACUUUAACAGAUCUUUUUGGCAAUCUAUCUUCAUCCUUCUGUGAUGAUGAGGAAGAAGAUGAGGAAUAUGAGCCUAGUGCUGACUUCCAAAAUAAACGUGGAACGCUGAAUAGUACAGACAGUCUGCCAGAAGUAGGAGGAGGAGAGUAUGAACCAAAAUCAUUAAGCAAAAUUAAUACAGUUGAAGAAUAUGAUCCAAAAUCUUCGCAGAAAAUUUCAUUGAAACCAGCUUACGAGCCCAAGUCAACAUCAAAGCCAGUUUCAGAGACUGAGUAUGAACCACAGCCAAUAUCAGCAGUUGUCAACAAACCAGAAUACACUCCAAAACCAAUUAACACGGAUACUGCAAAGACUGAGUACGAGCCAAAACCUAUCUCAAAAGCUCUCCCAAAGCCUGAGUACAAACCCAUGUCUGUGUCAAAGAGUUCAUCUUCCAAGAAAAGUUCUGAGAAUGCCUCAAAGACCGCGGCUGAGAAACAAAGUGACAACGGAGGAUUGGUGGCUCCAAAGCACGAUUCAAAGUCAAAGCCAGGAUGUGAUUCACAGCCUACUAGAACAUCAAAAGGUGAUGAUAGUUCCAAGACCUCAAAGGGGGAAUCAAAAAUGUCUGACUCAAAAUCUUCGAAGAAGAGCUCAGAUACGGAGGACCUGAAGACUCCUAAAGGGAAUUCAGAUUUAGAACAGGUUCUGAAAGCACUGAAAACUAUAUCGAAGGAAGAUUCAAAAUCUAAGACAGCAUCAAAAUCAGAACAAUAUUCAAAAUCCAAACCUACAUCAAAAUUGGAACAUGAUUCAAAAUUGAAAUCAAAGUCAAAAUCAGACAAUACUUCAAAAGAACGAGAAAUAACUUCCAAAUCAUCAAAAGACUCAAGAUCGAAGUCAGAGAAAGAUUCGAGACCAUCCAAAGGGAGUUCCCGGUCAGAACAUGAAUCAAGACACAGCUCCUCAAAGAGAAAAUCAGAUACAAGGCAUGAACCAUCAAAGAAAGCCACAAGAACGAGUGAAUCCUCACAGACUUCAAAAAAGCCAUCAAAAGAUGAACGUGAUUCUAAAUAUGUGAAGGAGACCUCAACAUCUCACUCCGACUCAAAAUCCAAAAGUCUGUCAAAUUCUGAUUUUAAUUUAAAGUCCACAAAAAGUAAUAUAAAGUCUGAAGUUGAUGGAAAGAUGUCAAAGGCUUCUGACCCAAAGUCCUCAAAAGACGUGUCAAAAACGGCUCAUUCAAAGCAUUCAAAAGCCCCUUCAAAAUCAGAUUCCAGCUCAAAAUCUUCAAAAGAUUCCAGAAGACCAGACAGUGAACCAAAAUCUAAAGGGAUGUUUAAGGGAGAAAAUGCAUCUCCAAACACCAAAGAGCAAAUGAAAUCGGAGAAUGCAAAAUCAGCAAAAAUGUUGUCAAAAGAUCCAUCCAAACCAACAAAACAUCAGAUGGAUUCAAGUGAAACUGCCUCUAGAGAGUUACCAACAUCAGACAAAGAUUCCAAGUCAUCUAAAAGAACAGGCUCAGAUCAGUUGAAAAAGUCCAAUAAAGAUGCUAAAACAUCCAAGGAAACUAACCAAACCUCUGUGGCAAAAGAGAGUUCAAGUUCUCAGACAUCUUUGGAGAUAAAAUCAUCUAAAAAAUUGUUAAGUCCUUCAUCAAAAGAAACUAUGAGUGCAGGAGAUAAACCAUCAGGAGUUGCAACAGCCAAACCAGAGGAAGAAAUGAAAUCCAAAGACUCAAAAUCCGAAAAACACAAAACCAAAGUUAGUGCAACUGUUCCUUUAUCAGAGUCUGACUCUUCAUCCAAAAAAGACCCUUCAAAGUUAAACCAGAAUGUUGUGCCGUCAGAGAACACAAAAUCAAAAGGAGAACAAGAUAUGAAGAACAGCAACCGAACAUCUGCAAGUUCUCAAAGUAAAGGUAAGAAAGGAGAUGAUGAUCAGUAUGUACCAAAAGCACUCUCAAGUGAAAAAAGACGAGCCAAGUACAUUCCUCAGGCAUUAACUUUACCAACCAAUAACAUAAUUGAAGAGGAUGAAUACAGUCCCCUCCCAGUUGGGCUUGAUAAACCAACACCAGAGUACAUUCCAAGUGAUAUCUCUGAGAAGUCUACACAUUUACCGCAAGAAGAGGAAUAUGUCCCGCAGCCAGCCAAAGUUAUACCUUAUGGAGCUGGUGCUUCAACAUCCGAGGACACUAACAAAAAAGCAAUGGAUCCACAGUCUGACCAGCAACUAGUAGUCACUCACAGCAUUGACAAAGUUAUCCCAGGGUUUUAUCGUGAGCAGGAGGGUGGUGACAAUAGCCAGGGAAAUAAAGAUGCUAACUCAGGGAAGAAAAGUAAAGACCAGGACCAGUCUGGUAGUGGAUCAUCAAAGAAGAAUGGGGCUAGAAAGCUAAAGCCAAAAGUGCCAGGGCCUGGUGCUGCUUCAGGAGGUUCAAAAGUACUAGUGUAUGUUCCACCACCACCAACCUAUGAACAUAUUGUAAACACCCUAGCAAAUUAUGAUAUUCCUGAAGUAGUCCAUCCAACUGCUUUUUGUAGCAAUCCAACUGAUGUACCACCAAAAAGUUUAGAAAUUGGAGGCAAAGUUCUUAAAUUGCAGACAACAGUGACGUCAGAUUUAGAUGACUUUGAGGGCCGCUUUCAAGAGGAUGGGCUGUAUAAUUGGCGGUUGCUUUUGAAUACCUUAAAUUCAGAAGUGUCAGAGCAAGUUGUUCACGAUCCACAUAUGAUAAAGACUCAAGGGAGUGCUAAGUCUGCAAUACUAACACCAUUGAGAACUCCACCAUCACCAGCAGAUGUAACAAAGUGGCUGAAAGCAAGGAAAAUCAUUAAGACAAUCAAUGAGGGGAAAGGUGAUGAAAGUGAUGAUGAUGAAAAUGAUGGAGGUGAUGAUCCAUCAUCAUCUUCAAAAGAUAAGCAGAGGAAGUCAGAGGAUAAUGUAGGUAGUUCUUCAUCAGAUAAAGGAACAAAAGAAACAACACAAAGUGAGUCAUCAGGUGAGAAGACAAAAGGUCUGUCCAAAAAGUGCGUAGAAAAUGUUAUAUUUAGCACCAGCACCCCCCAAUCACAGAAGUUCUCAGGCCUUAAGUCGCUGCAGCUCACACCUAUAGGAGAGACCAAAAUAUCAGAAGAGGGUGCUGCAGUGGGAAAAAUUCCAUCAGCAAUAUCAGGCCAGAGGAACACAAAACGUAGAGUUUCAUGGGAAAAUGAGGCGCCACUCACAACAGUUACAGGCGAACCCAAGAGGAGACGAGUUUCUUUUGAAGGAAUGUCAGACACAGACCUAGGUGUUCAGAGGCUAGACCGGGAAGGUAGUCAAAAGAAGGAAAAGUUUGGUAGUCUUGAAUUGGUUCCAGAGGAGAUACAGGAGUCUACAGAAGCAAAUAUGCCACCAAAGCAACAUCAGCUAAAAGGAUCAACCCUUCCUACUACCAGUGGAACAACAGGUCCUGGAAUGAAGAAAGGGGACGAUCUUCAAGGUGGAACAGAACAGUCAGAGAAGAACAAACCUCCCCAGAUGUCGGAGGUGGGGGCAGACCUCUCGCUUUCUGACACUGAGGACUUCAUUGACAGUUCUCAGCCUCCUGUGUCACUUACUCCAUCCGUCCCAUCAAAGAUUGCAAGACAAGGUAGUCAGCUUAGCAGUGAUUCCAGUCUACGUAGACAACUAAUGGACACACAAUUUCGCCAACAGUUUCUUAGCUUUUCUGAAGGACUAACAUCAUUAUCACAGGGUAUAGAAGGUCCAACUUUGAACAACACUUAUGGGUUUAAAUUCUCAUCCCAAAACCUGCGUGAAGCGAAGGCACUCCACGAGGUUCACCACUCGGCAUCAUUCUGUGUUGCUGUGCAUUACACCACAGCACAUGUCACAUCACAUUACACCCCAGCCAAUCCCAUAGCUAUAUGCCAUACCUUUUCACCUCCACAUCCCUACCAAUACCCACACCCCAAUCAAACCAGACUCUUGAACUAUAUUUGUGCUCUGGUAGUAAGCAGUGGAGGCUGUGACCUGAUCACACGGUGUGGCAUCACUGAUCUCUCUGUACUUCAUGUUGAUAGCGAGAUUGAGAUAUUUAAAGAAGUUGUCAAGUUGGUUACCACCUGGGAUCCAGAUAUGUUAGUUGGAUAUGAGGUACAGAUGUCAUCUUGGGGUUACUUGCUUGAGAGAGGAACAGCACUGAAGCUGGAGAUCAUCUCACAGCUCUCUCGCGUUCCCGAAGGUAGCUCCAGUCACUUUGCCGAAGACAUGGACGAGUAUGGUGCUGACCACACCUCACAGAUCCAUGUUACUGGCAGGAUUGUCCUCAAUGUUUGGAGAUUAAUGAGGGCAGAGGUGGCCCUUCAGAGCUACACUUUAGAGAAUGUGGCAUACCAUGUUCUUCACACCAGAAUUCCGCAUUUUCCUCACGACUCUCUGAGGAGGUGGUGGUCGGAGGAUGCAACAAGAUGGCGCACCCUGGAGCACUAUCUAAAUCGCUGUAGUCUCACAAUAGAACUGCUACACCGGUUAGAUCUUAUUCAUCGUACAGCAGAACUGGCAAGGGUGUUUGGAAUUCAGUUCUAUGAUGUAUUGGCUCGUGGAUCACAGUAUCGUGUGGAAUCAAUGAUGCUGCGUCUAACGAGAGGUGCCAACAUGGUGGCAGUCUCUCCCAGCAUCCAGCAGAGGGCUGCCAUGAAAGCCCCUGAGUGGAUUGCUCUCACCAUGGAACCAGAAUCAAGAUUCUACACAGAUCCAGUUGUGGUGCUAGACUUCCAGAGUCUCUAUCCUUCCAUGAUGAUUGCAUACAACUACUGCUACUCAACAUGCAUUGGACGGAUCAACAACCUAGAUGGUCCACAGCCUAUUGAAUUUGGAACAUCCCACCUCAGGGUCAGUCCACAGGAGCUCUCCAAGUUUGUGGAUAAG
Penaeus indicus is the source of this 28308-nucleotide messenger RNA. RefSeq names its product titin-like. The annotation marks the transcript as partial. NCBI's taxonomy places the organism in Eukaryota, Metazoa, Arthropoda, Malacostraca, Decapoda, Penaeidae. Gene Ontology annotation, cellular component: nucleus; zeta DNA polymerase complex. Gene Ontology annotation, biological process: double-strand break repair via homologous recombination; error-prone translesion synthesis. Gene Ontology annotation, molecular function: DNA-directed DNA polymerase activity; DNA binding; nucleotide binding. The transcript has 15 exons. The record is from RefSeq and is a predicted model, not a curated record.